UGGGAUGGAGUUCAUUAUGCGCCUGGCUCGGCUAUGAUGGGCUCACGUAGGUGUGAAUAUUGUUACUGCAUAUCUGGUGAGCGUAGAUGCGUCAGACCAAAGUGUCUAUUGCCAUUACGGGGAUGCACGCCACUUUACGCCCCCUACUCCUGUUGUCCAGUUGCAUAUAAUUGUACUCAUUCACUGCAACAUUCGAUUUCACUAUCGGCAAAUGGUUGUAAAAUUGGUAAUCGUUGUUAUGAAGAGGGAGAAAUGGUACGUGACAUUGAAUGGAAGACAAUGUGUGAAAAUUGCUUUUGCGCUAUGGGCGGUAUUCGGUGUGUUCCACUUGCAUGCGCACCACCUCUGCAGGGAUGCACACCCAUAGUACGUGAAGGACAAUGCUGUCCAUCGACCUACAAUUGCAGUGGAAGCAUUGCCGUAAAAUCAAGGCAAAAUUUCGCUUCGUACGCAUUUAUUAGCAAAGAUUACGCCAAAUUUCGUAAAGAGACCAAUUUUCUACUACCGAGUGAGCCCCGAUACUCAACUAUUGAGGGCAGAUCACACCGUGAAAAUGACGAUUUACGUACAACUCAAGAACCCCUCGAGGAUGACUCAACGAUAUCUGUCCUCGAGGUAACAUCGUCCACAGUCACUUAUGAGACUGAGACGAUGGAUAACGAGAUUCCCACUGAGAGCAUGGAUUAUCCCAAGUCAACCGCGUCAGCAGAGAGCAUCACCCAAUCUUGGACAAGCAGUGAUGAAGCUAUCGAGACAUCUAGUACCAUUGAAAUCUCAACUGGCUCUAGUAACACGACUAUUGAUUAUCGAUUGACGACUGUCAUUGAUUACACUGCGAUGAACGAGGAUGCGUCUGAUGCGGCUGUGAGAGCUGAAAGUUUAUCCUCAGAAUUCGUUGUAAAAGAUGACAAUGACACUCUUGAAGUGAAAACAAAAUCAAGAGAAAAGAUGGAGAACAUUGAGGGAAAUGUAACUACCGAAUAUCCGGAGAUACUUUUUCAAACAACUUUUGGCCAAGUUAGGGAGAAAGUUAGAGGAGAUGUCAAAGGAACUGUAGUGAUGCCUGGAGAUAUUCUCGUUAUGAAUGUCACGCUGAAGACUAAUGUCUCGGUGGAAAUGGUACAGAAAAUUACAGGAAAUCCGGUGAGGCCUUUGCCACCUGAUAUCGAGAGAAUCGUCAACAUUACAGAUAGAAAGAAGGGGCAGGAUUACGAGGAGUAUGAUUACAGUGAACCUACACUGCCCCCUUCUUUACCGAAUGUCAGAAUCAUUCCAUUUGUCGCAGCAGACGCUCUUGUGAAAGAUAAAGAAUCAACAUCACCAGUAACAGCUUAUCCCUUGGGCUCAGUAGGCGUUCCACCAGAGCUAAGACCAAGUGACGUGUCCGUCGUUGGUAGUCCUGGCAAUUUCUACGACAUAGUUACCCAGGAGAAUCGUUUCAGUCCACCAGUAGAAACCGAAGGGGGAUUUGUGCCAAGAGAGCCAUCGUAUUUUGAGAGUCCAUAUCACUCGACAGAUUUGAAUCUUGAAAUUGGCACUGGGGUCACAGUUUUUCCGGCUGACAUUACGAAUCCUCAUCGAAAAAAUGAUGGUGGGUAUUGCCUUUUAGAGGGACGCCCGUAUCAUCAUGGCGAAUUAUUACCCAGCAGUGGCCAUUGUAUCAUUUGCAUCUGUUACUAUGGAGAAGUUUCCUGCUCUGAUGAAAAAUGUUCACCAGUCAAAUUCGGGUGUCAGAGAAUUCCGGACGAUAUCAAAUGCUGCGGCAAAAUUGUUUGCCCGAAUGCAGAAGAAUCUCCUACAGUGGUAUUGGACAGAGAUGAUCUAAAAUCCCCUCUGAAUAUAGAGCCAACUUCCUUCGAUCCCUUCCGGGAUGUGAUUCGCACCGAACCAGCCCCAGAUUUGCCUUCCCUCAUCGAAGAUAUGAUUCCCUAUCUCGAGCACAGAAUAACCACUCCUGCCACCACUCCCCUCUCUUUUGAGCCCCAAAUGUCUCUGGUGAAGCCAAACUUUAAGGACAAAGUUGUGAAUAAAUUUGAGGAUGUAGUCAUCACAACUGAAGAUCCAAAAAAUUCAAUACAAACAUUGCUCCCUGCUACUGAUGAAAAAACUAUAAAAGUUGUCAACAAUUCUUGGACGAAUUAUAACGAAGAAGCUGUAUUUUCAUUCGAUUCUAUGCUAGAUUUGCUGUUCUCUGAUAGCACUGUACCUCCAAAACUCAGUAAUACGACAAUCUCUACGAGCGCUGACAUUUCAAUAGCCGAAAAUAAUUCAUCCUCAUGGAAAAAAAAUCAAGUAUCGACAGAGAAAAUAUUUGUCGCUGAGGAGGAAAUAUUUUUAAAUGACACCACUGGCCUUUCAAAAGAAUUUUCAGAUGAUGGAUUAAAAAUGGCGAUGAUAUCGGAAAGCAUAACAUUGAAAAGUUCAACAGGCUUGGAUGAGAGUACAACUGGAGAGGAUAAAGAUGAGAAGGAAAAUGUGCCUAUCGGUGGGUUAUUGAAACUCGCUGGAUGCAAUAUCUAUGGGCGCAUGUAUAGAGUUGGUAGGAUAAUUGUGGAGCUCUCGACGCCGUGCCUCGAGUGCCGUUGCACUGAUCUUGGGGUGCAGUGUAAACAGCUCGAGUGUUGAGAUGAAUUAAUGACAAGUUAUAAUUGAAUUAUGAGGCGGACAUGAGUGAAUAAUCAAUAGUGACUUUAUUUAUUAUCAUGAUGACACAAUCAUUCUAAUCGCAUAUAUAGACUGAUUUUUAACCAAUUAAUUUUAAGACAAUUAUUACGAUAAUGGUGAAUUUUUUAUGAGGUAGCAAUUGUUUUUUUUUUAUCGGGUUUGGAGGCCCUGAUGUGCUUUUACAUUGGAAGAUUCUCAGUAAUCUAGAAUGGCAAAAUUCUAACAUCAUCCCUGAUCCUGGUAAAUUCAGUAUAUAAAUAUAUUUAUAUAUCUAUAUAAAUAACAAUAUAUGACAAUAGCAGUAUAUAUAGUUUUAGCGACGCAAAGUUUGCCA
Diachasma alloeum is the source of this 2998-nucleotide messenger RNA. RefSeq lists its product as uncharacterized. The coding region runs from base 34 to 2625 and encodes 863 amino acids. The transcript has 7 exons. The record is from RefSeq and is a predicted model, not a curated record. NCBI's taxonomy places the organism in Eukaryota, Metazoa, Arthropoda, Insecta, Hymenoptera, Braconidae.